AUGGCGCGUUUUGGAGACGAGGUGCCCAACAGGUAUGGAGGAGGAGGAGGUGGUGGCAGUGGUGGCGGGGGUGCCGGCGGACAAGGGGGGCCCGGCCGCGGUGGCAGCAGGCAAGGUGGGCCCCCCGGAGCACAGCGGGUGUACAAGCAGUCGAUGGCCCAGAGAGCUCGGACCAUGGCCCUGUACAACCCUAUACCCGUCCGGCAGAGCUGCCUAACGGUCAACCGCUCCCUCUUCCUCUUCAGCGAAGACAACGUGGUGAGGAAGUACGCCAAAAAGAUCACCGAAUGGCCUCCGUUUGAAUGGAUGAUCCUCACCACCAUCAUUGCAAACUGCAUCGUACUGGCUUUGGAGCAGCACCUUCCCGAUGGAGACAAGACGCCUCUGUCUGAACGACUGGAGGAGACGGAGCCUUACUUCAUAGCCAUCUUCUGUUUCGAGUCUGGGAUAAAGAUCCUGGCUCUGGGUUUUGCGUUACAUAAGGGCUCCUACCUGAGGAACGGCUGGAACGUCAUGGACUUUGUGGUCGUACUCACUGGGAUCUUGUCAUCUGUGGGGUCUCAGCUUGAUCUGAGGACACUACGAGCCGUCAGAGUGUUGCGGCCUCUAAAACUGGUGUCUGGAAUCCCCAGCCUGCAGGUGGUGCUCAAGUCUAUUAUGAAGGCCAUGAUCCCCCUGCUGCAGAUUGGACUGCUGUUGUUUGUGGCUAUCCUCAUGUUUGCCAUCAUCGGCCUUGAGUUCUACAUGGGAAAAUUCCACAAAACCUGCUAUGAUGACAUUACAAGGGAUGAAGUGGAUAAACGACCAUGUGGGGAAAAGCUGCCGUCCCGUUUGUGCCCUAACGGCACCUCAUGUCUUGGCGGCUGGCUUGGGCCAAACUUCGGCAUCACGCAAUUUGACAACAUCCUGUUUGCAGUUCUUACCGUCUUCCAGUGCAUCACCAUGGAAGGAUGGACAGACAUGCUCUACUUCAGCAACGACGUGGAGGGCAGCGCCUGGAACUGGAUGUACUACAUCCCUCUCAUCAUCAUUGGCUCCUUCUUCAUGCUCAACCUGGUGCUGGGUGUCCUCUCAGGUGAAUUUGCCAAAGAGAGAGAGCGAGUGGAAAACAGGAGCGAGUUCCUGAAGCUGAGGCGACAGCAGCAGAUUGAGCGAGAGCUCAACGGAUACCUCGAGUGGAUCUGCAAAGCAGAGGAGGUGAUUCUGGCUGAGGAGGAUAAAACCGGAAACUUUGAUGGGUCGAAGCGACGGCCAACCAUCAAAACCAGGAACAACAAGACGGAGCUGCUGAACCAGGAGGAAGGAGAGGACAACAUGGGAGAUGCAGUGGGUUUUGCUCGUUCCAGUAUAAAGAGCGGGAAGGACGGCUCCAAUUACAGUAAAAAGGAACGACGGAUGAGGUUCUUUAUCCGAAAGAUGGUGAAAACACAGGCCUUCUAUUGGACGGUGCUCUGCCUGGUGGGCCUCAACACCAUCUGCGUGGCUGUGGUGCAUUACGACCAGCCUGAACUGCUCUCUGACUUCCUCUUCUAUGCAGAGUUCAUCUUCCUUGGCUUGUUCAUGACUGAGAUGCUGAUCAAGAUGUAUGGUCUGGGCAUCCAGCCUUACUUCCACUCAUCAUUCAACUGUUUUGACUGUGUGGUAAUUGUGGGUAGUAUCUUUGAGGUGGUGUGGGCGACCAUAAAACCAGGUACAUCAUUCGGCAUCAGCGUACUGCGAGCUCUGAGGCUGCUGCGCAUCUUCAAAGUCACAAAGUACUGGGCUCCUCUCCGAAACCUGGUGGUUUCUCUGCUGAACUCCAUGAAAUCCAUUGUCAGUUUGCUUUUCCUCCUCUUCCUCUUCAUCGUGGUCUUUGCCUUGUUGGGGAUGCAGCUGUUUGGUGGACAAUUUAACUUUGAAGAGGGAACUCCGCCGACUAACUUUGAUACUUUUGCAGCAGCCAUUAUGACAGUGUUUCAGAUCCUGACAGGUGAAGACUGGAAUGUCGUCAUGUAUGACGGCAUCAAGUCCCAGGGAGGAGUGAAUGACAAAGGAAUGAUCUUCUCCAUCUUCUUCAUUGUCCUCACGCUCUUUGGCAACUACACUCUGCUCAAUGUCUUUUUGGCCAUCGCUGUCGACAAUCUGGCCAACGCCCAGGAACUUACCAAGGAUGAGGAAGAACAGGAAGAAGCGGCCAAUCAGAAAACAGCUCUGCAGAAGGCUAAGGAGGUGGCAGAGGUCAGCCCACUGUCUGCUGCCAACCUUUCUAUUGCAGCCAAGGAGCAGCAGAAGAACCACACUAAAGCCAACAAGUCCGUCUGGGAGCAAAGAACAAGUGAGAUUCGGCGACAGAAUCUGAUGACGAGUCGUGAGGCGCUCUACAACGAGCUGGAGCAGGACGACUGGAAGGUGGAAGGGGAGGGAGAGGAGGUGUCCUAUCCACGAAAAGCACGGGGUGACAUGAAAACCCACCUGGACAGACCGCUGGUAGUGAACCCACAGGAUAAUCGAAACAACAACACCAACAAGACUCAACCCGGCGAGCUGCCUCUGGACUUGCAGUACCGGCACCAAGACAUGGAGCACUGUCGCCGGGGCAACCGCCAUCAUCACUUCCACCACCAUCGCCACCAGAAAGCGGCCAUAGCAGACAGUGGAGAGAUGUGCACGCUGAUGGAGACCCGCAUGGAGCAUGGCUUCAGCUGCACGUCUCUGGGUAACGUGGAGGGGAGCGCGAGGGGGCCAGAGCGCUGCAGGAACAGGGAACGGAAGCAGGCGCGCAGCGCUUCCCCCCACCGCAGUGAAGGCGGAGAGGGGAGCGAGCCCAGGAGGUCCAAGCAGCACCACGGUCGAACCAAAGAUGGGGAACCGUGCAGACGACACAGAUCUCGAGGAACAGGGGGGGACGGGGGGAAAGGAGAGGAAGAAGGCAAAAAGACGAGGCGGCAUCGACAUGGCAACCAUGACAGAAGUAGAGGCCACCGAAGCAGAAAGGAGCACCACAGUGCCGGGCCCAGCCUGUCCACCACACGACCCAUCCAGCAGUACAACGAGGACCUUGACAACUUCCGCAACAACAGCAAGCUGGCGAGUGCCCACGGGCACCUUUAUGCCCUCCCACCUGACCACCCUCACCACGUCAACAACCUGCUCAACUGCAGCGACGCUGACACCCAAACGCUGCUGCACAGCAUGGACAGCCUUAUCCUAACCAGCAUGGCCAAGUGCGACUACACAACCAUCGACAUGCCCCCUGUCUAUCCCUACCCCUCCACCAAUGCCAUCUUGCAGGUGAACAAGAACGCUAACACUGACCAGAAAAAGAGUGAGGAGAAAAAGGAGGAGGAGGAUGAAGGUGGAGAUGAAGACGGCCCCAAACCCAUGCCUCCCUUCAGUUCCUGCUUCAUACUGUCCACCACAAACCCGUUUCGGAGGUGCUGUCACUACAUCCUGACUCUGAAGUAUUUUGAGUUCAGCAUCCUGUCUGUCAUCGCUAUGAGCAGCAUCGCCCUCGCUGCAGAAGACCCUGUCAACCCUAACUCACCACAAAACGAUGUGCUGCGUUAUUUUGACUACGUUUUUACAGGCGUCUUCACAUUUGAAAUGUUGAUCAAGAUGGUGGUUCUAGGCUUGUUUCUCCAUGAAGGAUCCUACUUCCGCGACUUGUGGAACAUUCUGGACUUUAUUGUGGUUAGUGGUGCUCUGGUGGCCUUCGCCUUCACGCCGAGCAGCACCCGGGGGAGCAGCAAAGGCAAAGACAUCAGUACAAUCAAAUCCCUGCGGGUGCUCAGAGUGCUGCGUCCACUAAAGACUAUUAAGCGCCUGCCCAAAUUAAAGGCUGUCUUUGACUGUGUGGUCAACUCCCUGAAGAACGUCCUGAACAUCCUGAUUGUCUACAUGCUCUUCAUGUUCAUCUUUGCUGUGGUGGCUGUGCAGCUCUUCAAAGGUCGCUUCUUCUACUGCACUGAUGAAUCCAAAGAGUUUGAGCGCGACUGCAGGGGCGAGUACUUGGUUUAUGACAAAGAUGAGGUUAAGGCUGAGAAGCGGGAAUGGAAGAAGUACGAGUUUCACUACGACAACGUGGCUUGGGCCUUGCUCACCCUCUUCACGGUCUCAACUGGAGAGGGGUGGCCACAGGUGUUAAAGCACUCAGUGGACUCCACAAAUGAGAAUCAGGGCCCGAGCCCGGGUUAUAGGAUGGAAAUGUCCAUCUUUUACGUGGUGUACUUCGUUGUCUUCCCUUUCUUCUUUGUAAACAUCUUCGUGGCUCUGAUCAUCAUCACCUUCCAGGAACAGGGGGAUAAGAUGAUGGAGGACUACAGCUUAGAAAAGAAUGAAAGAGCCUGUAUAGAUUUUGCAAUAAAUGCCAGGCCCCUGACACGCCAUAUGCCAAAGAACAAGCUCAGCUUCCAGUAUCGUAUGUGGCAUUUUGUAGUGUCUCCGCCCUUCGAGUACAGCAUCAUGGCUCUGAUUGCACUCAACACCAUCGUUCUCAUGAUGAAGUUUGAAGGCGCAUCUGGAACAUACGACAAUGUUCUCAAGUACCUAAACAUCGUAUUCACCAUCUUUUUCUUUAUGGAGUCGGUCCUAAAGAUCAUUGCUUUUGGGCCUCUGAAUUACUUCAGAGACGCCUGGAACGUUUUUGAUUUUGUGUCUGUCAUUGGGAGCAUUACUGACAUAUUAGUAACAGAGUUUUGGAACAAUUUCAUCAACCUGAGCUUCCUGAGGCUGUUCCGAGCGGCCCGCCUCAUCAAGCUCUUGAGGCAGGGCGAGACCAUCCGCAUCCUCCUCUGGACGUUUGUCCAGUCUUUCAAGGCUCUACCAUACGUAUGUCUACUCAUCGCCAUGCUGUUCUUCAUCUAUGCCAUCAUCGGCAUGCAGUUGUUUGGAAACAUAGCUCUUGACGAAGAAGAGGAGAGCGCCAUCAGUGAGCACAACAACUUCAGAACCUUCAUCAUGGCCCUCAUGCUGCUCUUCAGGAGCGCUACAGGAGAGGCGUGGCAUGAGAUCAUGUUGGCUUGCCUCGGAGAACAGAAGUGCGAUCCAGAUUCGGGGAAUGAAGGAAAGAAGGAAUGCGGCAGCACCUUUGCCUACACCUACUUUGUCUCCUUCAUCUUCCUUUGCUCAUUUUUGAUGUUGAAUCUUUUUGUGGCUGUCAUCAUGGACAACUUCGAGUACCUGACUAGAGACUCAUCCAUCCUGGGGCCGCAUCAUCUAGACGAGUAUGUAAGGAUUUGGGCUGAGUACGACCCCGCCGCCUGCGGCCGGAUCACUUACACAGACAUGUAUCAGAUGCUAAGACACAUGUGUCCGCCGCUAGGCCUCGGGAAGAGGUGUCCCGCCCGGGUCGCCUAUAAGAGACUGCUGCGUAUGGACCUACCUGUUGCCGACGACAACACGGUGCAUUUUAACUCCACCCUUAUGGCUCUGAUCCGGACAGCUCUGGAUAUAAAAAUUGCCAAGGGCGGUGCAGACAAGCACCAGAUGGAUGCAGAGCUAAGAAAAGAGAUGAUGGCUAUCUGGCCAAAUCUGUCCCAGAAGACACUGGACCUGCUGGUUACCCCACACAAGGCAGCCACAGACUUGACAGUGGGCAAAAUCUACGCUGCCAUGAUGAUCAUGGAAUACUACAGGCAGAGCAAGACGAAAAAGCUGCAGGCCCUGCGAGAGGAACAGGAGUGCUUUGGAGAAUGGAGGAACCGAACGCCAUUAAUGUUUCAGCGUAUGGAGCCGCCCUCUGAGGGAGGGGGCACGGAUGGUCAGGGGGGGCAGAUCCAGAACAGCCUCCCCAGCACCCAGCCAGACGUCAACAGCAUACCUACUGAGGGCGGCAUGACUGAGAAUCAGUCCUGGGUGACAGAAAAAGCCCAGGAGAUGUUCCAAAAGACUGGAAACUGGAGCCCGGACCGACCUUAUCCCGAUGACCUUCACGAAAACCGCCACAACCCACAGACGGUAGAGAUGAGGGAGAUGGGGCGGGACGGGUACUCCGACACUGAGCCCUAUCACCCAGUGGAUGGGCAUGGGCGGACCCUCUCCAUGCCCCGCCUCUCGGCAGACAACCAAAGAGCUUAUGCUGGUUCGCGGAGGAGACACAGGCCUCGUGGAAAUAACCUCAGUACCAUCACCGACACCAGUCCGAUGCGGCGCUCCACGUCCAGCCUGGUUCACGGUCGUUCAGGACGUGGCGUGAGACUGGACGACUACUCACUUGAGAGGGUGGUUUCUGAGGAGGGGAGGCACGGCGGAGGUCGCAGGCAUAGGGACAGGAGUCAUCGCACCUCACAGCGUUCCCUGACCAGAUACACCGAUGCAGACACGGGCUUGGGAACAGACUUGAGCACCACCACACAGUCAGGAGAACUACCCCCCAAAGAGCGAGAGCGGGACCGCGGCCGCACCAAGGAUCGCCGUCACCACCACCACCAUCACCACCAUCACAGUUCUAUGGACAAGGAGCGCUACGGUCCAGAACGCCAUGACUACGCCCACAGACACCCUCAUGACCGCCACUGGUCAAGGUCACCCAGUGAAGGGCCUGAUGGAAGAGGUCACAGACAGGGCAGUAGUUCAGUGAGCGGUAGUCCAGUCCCCUCUACCUCGGGGACCAGCACACCACGGAGGGGCCGACGCCAACUGCCGCAGACCCCCGCCGUCCCACGUCCGCAUGUUACCUACUCCCCUGCUGUUCGCAAGCCCAGCUAUGGCCCCCCCGGGCAAGGUCGACUGCGGUCUCCCUCCCCCCGCCACUUCUCCCCACCGGACCACGACAGGGGCUACCACCACCGGCCCUCAUCUCGCCACGGCUCUCCACACCACGUCGGGUCCUCAUCCCGGCACGGCUCGCCCCGCUCACCCCGGCGUCAGUCCCCGCGCUCGCCUCUCCAUGGGUCGCCGAGGUCCCCUCACAGGAGCCGCUGGAGUGGGCCCCCGCCGGGCGACAGCCUCGAGGGUGAUGGACCGUUCUAUGAGAGAGAUUAUGAGUACGAGCGGCACCACGAGCCUCCAGCUUACGAGCAGAGUCUCUCCCAUGGCAACCCUCACCCGCAUGGGGGGAAUCCCCAUCCACACCCACGCUCACCGAGGACUGCCCGUCACGGGCCCCUUCCACCCCCUCACCCGCAUCCGCGUAGAGUACCCAAUGGAUACCGUUCAUCCUCACCUUCCCCUCAGCGACGGGGACCACCGGGGGCACCACACCAUCGGCCUCCCCAUGGCAGAGGGCCCCGCAAGGGUCUGCAUGAACCCUAUAGUGAGACGGACGAGGACGACUGGUGCUAGCAAUUACAGAAAUACCAACAGUAGACGAGAACAGCCACUUCCAAUGCUCUGGACUUGACUAUCAAGACUUUUCUCAAAGCAGUGGUCAUGGGGUUUUAGAAGGGGUUGGAUACUCCAAAGCCCUCUACCUUCACCCCUCAGACUUAAAAUAAGUUCAAGGGUGGGAAGUAGGGGUGUGAAGGUGCUGCAAACAGCCUUUUACUCAUUUUGUGUAAGAGUAAAACCAGCAGCACUCGGUUCAAACAGGAGAAAGCCAAGAGAACUUGGGUAUGGCCAGGGCGUAGUUUACCUCCGUCUCUCUCUGACUCAGAUAGACACUUCCAAGAAAUAGCCAUCACCUUCAAGGUGGGCUGUGAGAGGAAGGCAGAAGCAUAAGAACAGAGAGCAAUGGAGGAAGUUUGGAGGAACGGGUCGGUAUCAGUGAAGUUUUCAGGCCUAAUUGCAUUUUUCCCAAACUGUAACCAGGACGCUUAGAUGUUUGCUGUCUAUCGUUGGCCAGACUUCCACUGUAGGAUAAAAAUAAGAGGGAAAGUGGGGUUCACCGAUCUGACUCUGCUCCAAGACUGACAAUGCUUAGAGUGAAAUCAAAUAAAAAGCCAGGAUCCCAUAAUCCUUACAUGCCAAGCUAUGCCUCCAGAAAAUCAAACUUGAACAGAGAAGAAAAUAGUAAGACUCUAUUGGUGAAAGUAAGAAAGGGAGAACACCUACUUUAUCUUUAAUCUUUUUUCCUUUCCGAAAGACAGAAUCAGGAAGCUCCGCCUACACUGCAAAAACCAGCCAAUCACAGGGCUGGCCGAUAUUUGAUGAGUUUUAUCAUCUCUGUUUACUGUUACGGACUGAUGGAACUGCUGUGACAUCACUUCCUAUCCACGAGGAAGUGGCAGUGGGUGAGGCACAAUGUGGGCUCACUUCCUGUUCAGGUGCGCUUGAAGGACGGGCUCAGGUAACAGAGGAAGGUGACCUGACAGGAAAUGACAUCACACGGUUGAUUGCGCUUAAGGAAAGGAAUGGAGUGAUCGAGGGGGAAAAAGAAGUUUCUUCAGUAUUUCUUCUGUCAAAUACUUCUUCUUGUUCUUGUUGUUCGAACAUUGGAGCUUGGUUCUUCUGUUGCAUUCGCUCAGCAUCCUUUGAUCUUUUUCGCAAUCCAACAUUUGAUGGAAACCUGCAUGACUGAUAAAAUACCUAUUAGAGAGGAAAUUUAAGUGGCGUGGGUGGGACCCGGGGCUUUCUAGAAAACUUUAGACUUAGGUCUUUAAAAGAAGUUCCCUUCUUUCAAACUCUUUCUCUACUACAUGUCAAAAGUUUUGGAUUUUUCUUUUUUUUUCAGUACGAACUGGGCAGUUUUGUUUGUUUCAGUUCUCUGCCGAAUGCUUAGUUCAAACAAUCUAUUAGGAGGCAAAAAAAAAAAGCUGCACGCUCACAUUAACGCAUCCUAUGGUGCUUGAGAAUCAAGAUGGAGAAAGAGUGGAGAGAAGCAAACCUCCACCAGACUUGAUUUAUUGUUGAUAAUGAUGACAGUUUUAUGAAUUUCAAUGUCAAUGCAAAAUGAUGGUAACAAUGAUAAUACUGGUGAUGAGUGACUGAAUUGGUAGAAAUGUUACUGUAGACUUGUUGUCAUGUUAGCUGGAGUUCAAAUAUGCUAUGUUCAUGUUGUUUGCAUCCUUUCUGUUGAUUUUACCUGUUCAAUGACGUUUACUGAGUUUCUGAUGCCUUCUUGCAACCAUUUGGAGCAAUGGGCUUGGGAACAUUCACUCUAGAAGCAUUGCGUGUUGUAACGCAAUUCUUACAAUACAUUUUCUCUCUAGAAACGUGGAGGUGGAGGUCAGAGGAGUCUCAGUGUAUGACCUGCAAUGACCCUCGUGGUCAGUCCUCUUUUCAAGCCAACCCAAAGAUCUCUAACUCAUGUUCAACAGCGAGGGGUUAAACCAUUUGGAAGAGAGAACUAUGACCAAAAAAAUAGAAGGGGGUUCGGUUUGUCCCUCAGUUGCCAGCAACGGAUCUCCCUUGUUGGUACAGGGUUGGUGUCUCAGUGUUGUUUUUGCCACCUGGGGGCAGCAUUUAGCCCACCCUGUCUUCCCCCUCUACAGUUCAGUCUCUUGGCCAUAUCCUAGAAAGCUGAAAGCUUAAAUCUUAUAUCGUUGUAAGAUAUAAAAAGUUCCACUCCUAGAUGUGGCCCCCACAUGUAUCUGUUAAUCAGUCUUCUGUGUGCCUGUCUGAGCCAGCGCUGAUCCCCCUCACCAAACCCCUUCUUCAGUCCCUCUUUUUCCCAUGAAACCCAACUCUGGUAUCCAUAACCUCUCUGUCUGUUUGGCAUCUACUCUUUUUGGCUUUUUAGACAGUGACACUGAAGACGACGGAAACACUUUACAGCAAACAGAGCUACAAAUAAUCCUUUUAUUCUUGUCGAGGGGGGAUUUUAAAACUCUUUAAAACAAAAGGAUAAAAUAUAGAUUAUUUAUUACAGAUGACUAGAUAUAAUACUGUAGAUGUAGUUAUAGAUGUAAUACAGCAUAUAAUUAGAGUUUCAUAGAUUUAUUUAUUUUGCCUACUGAUCACGCGUUAAAGUCAAGACCUCUCACCAAUUUCUUUGCGGUUUCAAGAGCCAGCAAGCGAAACCCCAGUCCACAUAUUUUGACUCUAUGCAGACUUCACAAGCACCUACAACGUAUUAUUUUGAAGGACAACACUGCUGUGGUACUGAAAGACACCAGAGGUGUAUGAGAACCUGCAGGUUUAAGGUAAUGUUAGGAUUAACCAGACUUUUGCACAAGUCAUGUGACAUUACGCCCUGCAGGGGGGGAUUUUAGUCUUUUUUUUGGAUCCUUUUGCCCUUGACAAAUUUCUCUGCUCUCCUGUGUUGCCUCCAGGCUAUGAAGUCAAGCAUAGCGAAAGGGAAAUUGGGGGGGGACGGGACACUUUGGUGAUGGUAGAUCUGGCAUAAGCAAAAGGGAGGGGGGCGUGCAAGGAAACCUGUCCGCCCUCACCUGGCAUGCAGAGAGGUUGGCGGUUCUUCUCCAGAGCCCCCGUUAGAGCCACAGUGCCUUCUGUAUCCGAGUCACAUCCAUCACCUCCCAGUCUCCUCAAACACAGUCUCUCUUGCCCAUCGGCCCCCCCUUGCCUUCUGUAAGUAGUUGUGUUCAUCCACACAACGCCUUAAAAUCCAGUCCCGCGGGCUCUCGAGCUGGCGUACAACUGAGGAGAGUCCUGAUUCAGAGAGAAGACUGGGGUCAGGAAACGAGUCAAGAGGCUAGUCAUGAUGCAGGAAAUCAGUAUUACAUCAAGUCCCCCAUUCAAACACAUGUUGCAGUAUUUGCCUAAAAAAAAUCACGAGAUCCUCACAGUUUUACUCAGAGCCGUUUGGUUUUGACUUUAUGCGACUUAAUGACCUUCAUUUCCAAAUUGUGCCAACGGGCUAGCAGUUUUUGGCUAGCUUUGGCGCUUUGGAACAAGGCCAUUCGGUGCACCUAGAGAGGGUUUUAGUGAGAGGUUUACAGAGGUGUGAAACUGUUUGCUUACUUCUCAGGUCCCUCUACUGUUAGGUAGCUAGUUUAACAAUGAAUGGAAGCGACAGCUGCAAAAGAAGACCGUCUUGGACUGAGUUAUUGUAUGGUUUUACUUGACUUGGCAUCAGACACAUUAAUUUUACCCUACCCUCUUUUUUUCCCUCCCCCCGACCCAAGAGCUCUGCACUUCCCAUAUUGCCACAAACGGCCUGCUGAAUGCACCAACCCCCAACUGUGUUGACCGAUAGAAAAAAAGAAAAAAAAACGUCUCGGCUCCACGACACCACUCUCUCGUCCAUAAUUGUAACAGCAAAUCCAAAAUGGCUGAACUCACAGCGCCGCCUUUGUGUGAAAGCAUGUUUGUGCACUUUUUCGGAAACUAACCCCAUCCUUUCAAACGAAAAAAAAAGGCUUCUGGGUUUCUUUGCUGUUUCUGUGUUUUUUGCUCAGUCAUCAUCUCUUCCUCCACCUGCUCCCGACGUCUGACGAACCAUUUUUCUUUUGCUUUUCUUCUUCCCUGUGGCCUGAAGGAGAAACUCAUCACUCAUCAGCUCAGUCGGCUGUGAAAUUGUGUCAGUGAGUUGGUUGUGAGGCAAUGUGUCGACUAAACCAUGAAAAGGGCUCUCUUUUGAAAAAAAAACUACAAAAAAAA
Molecule: messenger RNA, 11415 nt
Organism: Oryzias melastigma (Indian medaka)
Lineage: Eukaryota; Metazoa; Chordata; Actinopteri; Beloniformes; Adrianichthyidae
Gene: cacna1ab
Product: calcium channel, voltage-dependent, P/Q type, alpha 1A subunit, b
Exons: 52
Coding region: 1-7260 (2419 amino acids)
Biological process (GO): chemical synaptic transmission; calcium ion import across plasma membrane
Cellular component (GO): voltage-gated calcium channel complex; membrane; neuronal cell body
Molecular function (GO): high voltage-gated calcium channel activity; calcium ion binding
Source: RefSeq, a predicted model, not a curated record